Molecule: messenger RNA, 2208 nt
Organism: Suillus clintonianus
Lineage: Eukaryota; Fungi; Basidiomycota; Agaricomycetes; Boletales; Suillaceae
Exons: 6
Coding region: 1-2208 (735 amino acids)
Source: RefSeq, a predicted model, not a curated record
AUGGUUGGAAGAACAGCUCGUGCCGUAUGCGGUGCCUCAAACGUAGAUACUGCGUCAUUCACCUCAUCACGACCAACCUCUCCACCCGAUGGUGAGGAUGAGGAAUACCAGCCUGUUGUUAAUCCUGUAUCAGUACCACCCAUCGCAGGCGCGGAUUCAUGCUCCUACGACCCUUCGGAUGCCACAACGCCAGAUCUCAUUCCGGAUGGUAGCACGUAUGACAACGUAUCCUCCGCCACUCCCCCUGAACAAUCGCCCGAGCUCUUGACUCGGAGCUUGCCUUCAACUAUUGCCCUACCGCUAUUGCAUCCUGCACUUCAGGAUUUUAUCCUGCCUAAGCAGAAUGCUGACGGGAGAUGUUCUUCUGCCGCAAAGGGCAAGGGGAAAGUUCUGCCAGAAGAACAACCGUUCCCUGGCAAAGGUCCAGCUGAUCUUCAGUUCUUGGAAGCACUGGAUGAUGAAGAUCUGUUAUAUCCACCUGAUUUUUCCUCAACGGAGGAAUGGGUUGCACAUACUCGGCCCAUCCUACAGGAUUAUGCCAACAGGCAAAUCCCUCUGCCCCUUGGUCGGAGGGUUAAUGUAUCACUUAACGAGCCUUCUCAAUUUAUCCAGGGGGCUUUACAAUUGCUUGCCAAUCGCGAUCACCCCAAAAAUCCUCCUGUUGAACCAUCUCGUCAACUUGGCCCUCAGCUACUUGAGAACUUCACGGAUGUGCACAGAUGGGCGACAGAGUACUUUCGUGCACGUUUUGGGAUGUCAACUGUGGGAAGUGAUAUACCCGUGCUUUUGACGAUCAUCACGAACACUUUCUAUGAAGCCCACACCCAGCUUAUCGAUAGCAUAGCAGACGCAGCACUUGACAACAUGCGUGUUCGUGGAGCCGCUAGCCUGGAAAUCGAGGACUUUGCUUUUGGAUAUGACUUCGACAUUAGCCAAGACUUGCCUUUUGCUGUGGAGGCUAGCUCUCGUAUUUACGAUACCCUUGAGCGGCACCGGCCUCGGUCACCAUUAGAACUCCCGGCGGACCUUCCGGUGACGACAAGAUCUGGCAGACGAGUCAAGCCUUCUAUGCAAGCUCAGGCAGCGGUGCUAGCUGAAAGUGAGAAGCUUUCCGAUGCUCGCCAGCGCAAGAAAGAAAAGGCGAAGAAAGAGCAGGAAUCGGCAACUUCGAGACUCAAAGGGUCCAAGGCCGUCUCACAAAAAUCAACAAAUUCAGCGGGUGUGGUGGUGUGCACCCCCUCUGCCUCUAUCUACCAUACGCCUAACAGUGGGAUCUUGCGUAACAUGGAGACGAAUGCAGUCGUGUUCGCAGGCUCAAAGUGUCCCACGUGCAGCAGAGUGAUGCCUCCUCGCAUACUCAGGACUCCCGCUAACCCCCAUUCGUCAUCUCCGUCUGAAGUUAGCACAAACAUAUCGGUUGAUUGGAGUUCUGAACGGGUAACCACUGGCCCUGCCGUUAGCUCAAAUUCGAGGCUAGCGCUCGUUACCGGAUUCCCACCCUCCACGUCCCAUGCAUCAUCAGGACUUACGAAUACCACUGCAACGCUUUCGGAGGCAACGACUGGCACUCAGGACUCAGUACAAGCACAAGCCGCCCCUGCCAGAGGGGGUCAUAUCUUUUUACGUGCUAGGGGUUCGAGGGGGAAUACAGCCGGCGGACGAGGGCGUGGUGGGGGUGGUAAGUCGUCAGCUCCCCUUACUAUCACUAUACCCGCCCGUCCGCGCCCUGUUGCCCCUACUGCGGAUCCAACUGCGAGUGCGUCAACGGCACCCAUAGCCCCUGCUAAUGCUGUAAGGUCUGGCACUUUGGGCGGAUCUGGUGGAGGCACUGGUACUGCGUUCGCAGAAGCACGUGCCCCCACUGCAAGUGUGCGACCUGGGUCUGUGAACACAGGUGGUGGUGGUACUGAUCCCAAGUCGGCGGUCUUUGCUUUCACGCACGCGUAUUACUCUCAAUAUCGUGCCAACCAGAGCGCCCCUGCGAACACUGCUGAUCAUCCCUCACGUGGCAGGCCAGUCGAUUUUUCCGACCCAGAACAUUGGAUAGCAUGCGCGCGCUCUGCAGUCGAUUUACCUGGCUUUGCAGCACAGGUACCGGAGAGACCAGCUGUCGCAGCGAGUAGCAAUGAAGCUCAUACUACGUUGGCAUCGAUUUCUCAGGUCGACAACAGGCAGAGCAAGAAGCGUAAAUUGGGUGCCAGUAAAUAA